Hirsutella rhossiliensis is the source of this 4791-nucleotide messenger RNA. Its product is annotated as PIF1-like helicase domain-containing protein. NCBI's taxonomy places the organism in Eukaryota, Fungi, Ascomycota, Sordariomycetes, Hypocreales, Ophiocordycipitaceae. Bases 1 to 4791 code for a protein of 1596 amino acids. The record is from RefSeq and is a predicted model, not a curated record. The transcript has 9 exons.
AUGCUCCCGGGUCCGGUGGGCCAGAAAACCCCAAGACGGAGGGAGCUGCAGGCCGAGGACCUAGCCAGCGUACUGCAGCACCUCGAGGAGGAGUUCGCGGCGGGCGAGAGGCUCGCAGACGAGCAGACGUGGUGCAUGCCGGUGCCGCGCGCGAGGCAGGUGCGAACGGUGCAGAGGUUCUACCGGGCGUUCCACGACGCCGGCACGCUACCGGUCUUGACCUGCAAGGGCCUCACGCCGGUCGAGGAGAAGCUGAUCUCGCUCAACUCGUGCUACGGCUUCGUGACGAGGUAUAGCAUCCCCGGCGGGCAGAGGCAGAGCGUGAGGUAUCCGAGGCACGUCAAGGGCCAUAUCACGGUAUUCCCGAAUGACGUGCAGGGGCUGGUGACCAAGGUGCUCCCGCACCCGCUAGUCCGGGUUAUGGACGAGAUCCAUGUCUCGUGGCAGGGGGCCGAGAAGCCGGGGCCACGCGACCUGUCGGGCCUCCUGUCGGUAAGGCGGCGGGCGGUCGAGAGGGCGCUCGUCUGGCUUAAGGAGAACAACCCGCUCUACGGCGAGGUCGAGAUCGACGUGGCGGAGAUGGAGAGCUGGGGGGCGCCGCCGCACGGGGUGCCGUCGGUGGUAUGCGAGCGCCUGGAGCGAAACGAGCCGUCAGCGCGGGAGAGGACGCGGACCGCGCAGGUGGUGCCGCCGACGGAGCGGGCCAUGGACGACGAGGGCGCGGUCGAGAUCGAGGAGAUCCUCGUCAUGUUAAGCCAGGGGCGGGAUCCCGCGGAGAGGAGUCGCGACGUCAGGCCCACGUGCGACGACGAAGAGGACGGCGCUAGGCCCGAAGAGGGCGGGGAAGUAAUCAACGAGGUGACGUCGUCCGGCAUGUUCCCGCUCGACGGGCCGCCAGGGGUGGCGGACGCCGAGAAGAUUCGCUUCGCCCGCGACGCCGUCGGGCCCGACGGAGCGCGCGCCCGCGCAGGCCCGAGGACGUGGGUACGGCGCGGCAACGAGUUCGCCGACUCGGCGGACGCCUCCUUCUUCGCCAAGACCUUCCCGACGCUAUUUCCCUUUGGCGUGGGGGGGCCGAGGCUCGCCGACGAGGCCGCUACCCGUGGAAGCGAGACUACCGGGUGGCGGGGCCGGGCUGCCGAGGCGGAGCGGGUCGCGGAGGGCCUCACGUCGACCCGGAACAUGAACCUCCAAGCAUGGGCCGACGUCGUGCUACGGCGCCACGGCGGCCGGUUCGCGACGCAUCCCAUCUUCGCCUUCCUAGUGUUUAAUAUGGGGGUGCGGUCUAGGAACCGCCAGGCCAGUAUGCUAGGCGUAACGAGGAAGAACUUCGCAAAGGUCGAGGGUCUACUAAAGUCGUUAACGACGCAGAGGCUCGAGGCGGCGAGGGUCGAGCUCGAGGCCACGGGCAAGACCGGCGACGACGGGGUAAAGGAGCUCCUCCGGUCCCUAUCGGUGUUUGGCCACCGGCAGCCGAUGUCGAGGGAGAGCCGCCUAAGUAUGCGGAAGAAGAUACUAUCUCUCAUCGUCAGAUACGGGGUGCCGGCCAUUUGGUUCACGCUAAACCCGAACGAUAUUACGAACCCGGUAAAGCUACGGCUGGCGGCGUACCGCGCCCGCGACCCCGAAGCGGCCGAGGCCUUCCUAAGAGAGCUAGGGACUGCGUAUAAGCGGGUGCGGCUGGCGAUAGCGGACCCGAUGAGCGCGGCCGUCUUCUUUCACCGGGAGAUAAAGCUCUUCUUCGAGCAUUACGUCGACGUCGGGGACGAGUCGGUGUUCGGGCACGUCGGGGCGUACUACGGGGCGGCGCUGGCCGGCGCCGGCGGCGAGGAGCAGGCAGCGUACCGGGAGCGAAUAAUCCGCUACGUAGACAGCGUCUUCUCCGAGGAGCUAGACGCAGAAGGGCACCACGCUGUGCAGGCGGAGCGGUCGAUCACGGCGCACAUGUCGUCGUGGCUUGACGACGUCGAGCGCUUAACGGACGCGUUCGACGAGGAGGCCAACUUCUGCGCCGGCGCGACGCAGGUCCACACGCAUAGCGCGACCUGCGUCAAGUACUCGCUCGCGGGGGCCGGUCGUAAGGGCGACCUCUGCCGUUUUAAGGCGCCCUGGAGGCUAGUAGAGAGGACGGCGCUCACGGCGGACGGCGUGCUGGAGAUCCGGCGGACACAUAGCAUGGUGAACCGGUGGAACAAGGCGAUGGCGGUAGGGCUGCGGCACAACCACGACAUCUCGUUCAUCGCGACGCAGCGCAAGACCAUGGCCCUGAUCUACUACAUCACCAACUAUGCGACUAAGGUAGAGGACCCUACGUGGAAGCGGGUGGCCGCCGCGGCCGAGUUACUCCCGACCUCAGAGCCGACAGCAGAGAGCAGUAUCCCCAGCGCCGACCGCAACGAUAGCGGGGGGAACGGAGCCGGAGAGGAGGCCGCGGCGGACCCUAUAAGGGGGAACAAGACGAGGGUGUUCCUACUAAAGGCGGCGAACCGAAUCUUCACGGAGCGCCCGCUAUCCCAGGUCGAGGUGAUCGCCGACCUCCUGGGGUAUCCCGCGGAGUUUUGCAGCGGCGCGGCGUGGGCGUACGUGAACACGAACCAGCUCUACUGGGCCGUCUUCCGCCAGUGGCGGCACCUCCGACUGGCGAGCGGGGUAGAGGCGACGGCGAGCGACGCGCCGGACGAGACGGUCGUCGUCGAGGAGGCGGGGCCGAGGAUCUCCUUCAUCGAGGCCUACCGGCAUAGAGGCGGGCUCCUACAGGGCCUCUGUCUCUACGACUACGCGUCGCUCGUAAGGCUGAAACGGAAUGGCGGAGGCGCCGAGGGCUGCGCGGCCUGGGGCGAGAUACCCUUUAACGAGAGCUGGGCUCCGGGGAAGGACUGGGCGCAAGUGCUCAGACGGCCGGGUAAGGGGGCGAGCGUACGCCUAGACGGGUACCUCAGUAAGGAGUUCGGCGAGGAAGACGAGGAGUCAUGUCAUCGGAGGGCGGCGGUGCAGCAUCUAGCGCUGUUCGUGCCGUGGGAGGCAUUCGUCUGCGAGGAGACGGGCGACAUCAACGACAUCUGGGCGCGGGAGCGGGCGGCGCUGGCGCCGAGGAUCGCGCGGCUCGCGGACAACGUACAGCUGCUCCGGCGGUCGGCGGAGGACGCCAAGCGCGACGCCAGGCAAUGGGCCGCUACGACCGAGGAGGGCGAGCCGGCGGCGGCGGCACGCGCCAACGAGGGCGCGGAGGAGGCGGCCGAGGGGGGCGGGCAGGUGUACCGCGCCGGCGGCGCAGGCGACGCGGCGCGGCUCAUCGACGUUGUCCGGAACGCCGCCGGCGCGGGCCAGGUAACGGCGCGGUCGGCGGAGCUGCUGGCGAUGACGCAGCAGCUCUGCCGGUUUCAGCAGUCGGCGCUCUCGUCGGCGGCCGAGCUCGAUGCGACGGUGGUGGCGGGCGAGGCGGGGCCGAGGCGGGUAAUCCUCGCGGGUCGACCCUCUCCGGGCGAGCUGCCGCGGCAAGAGCAGUCGAUCGCCCUCCUCAUCAUAUGCCGCCAGCUCGAUCAGGCCCGGCAGGGCGGCGACGCCGGCGACAGCGGCGACGCCGGCCAGCUCUGUCUAUUCGUCGGCGGCGAGGGCGGUACCGGCAAGUCGCGCGUCAUUGAGGCGCUCGUCGAGCUGUUCGCCCAGAGGGACCUAUCGAGCCAGCUACUAAUCACGGCGACAUCGGGGACGGCGGCGGCGCGGAUCAACGGCAUCACCCUGCACUCGGCCUGCGGCCUCUUGGUCGGCCAGGGCGGCCAGGCGGGGUCGGCGAGGAGGUCAGCAUGCUCGGGCGCGCACGCUGCACGCGGCGAACGAGCAGCUCUGCCGGCUGCGGGCUCGCCGCGGGACUUCGGCGGCAUCCCGGUAGUCAUCCUCUGCGGCGACUUCCAUCAGUUCCGGCCGGUGCAGGAGCGGUCGAUCCUGCUGCCGAGCGCGGCGGUGCCGUGGGACGCGGACGGCGCGUUCGCGGCCGAGCGGCGGCGGCAGCACGAUAAGGCGCACGCGCUAUGGAGGAAGUUUACGACGGUCGUCAUGCUCGACGAGCAGAUGCGCGCCGCCGGCGACCCGGAGCUACGGCGGCUGCUCGGGCGGAUCCGGCGGGGGGAGCAGGACCGGUCGGACCUAGACCUCCUCAACUCGAGGUGCUACCGGGCGGGCAGGCGGAUACCGUGGGAGACUGGGGUGACGGUGGUGACGCCGCUUAACAGGAAUCGCUGGAACCUCAACCUAGAGGCGGCCCUCGCGUUCCGGGCCCGGCAACGGACGGCGGCGCGCAUCUUCGUCUCCGAGCAUAAGUGGAGGGACGGCACGCCGACGGAGGAGGAGGCGGUGCUGAUGCUAGGCCAGGGCGACGACAGCGCGACUCCGGUGCCGGCCGUCUUCCUCUUCGUGCCCGGCAUGCCGGUCGUCGUGAACCAGAACACGCACCAGGGGCUGAAGCUAGUGAACGGGGCCGGGUACACGGCGGUCGACGUCAUACCCGACCGGGCCUUCCCCGGCCACCGGGUCUCGGCGGAGCUGACAAUGCACUUCGGGCCGCCGCCGGAGGGCCUGCCGUGCGCCGCGGCCUUCGCCUGCACCGACUACAAGGUGCAGGGCGGGACGCUGGAGCGCGUGGCGCUGGAGCUCCGGGGGGCGAGGACGACGACCGUCGACGGGCGCGCGGUACCGUCGCCGUGCGACCCGUAUAGCCUAUACGUGCAGCUAUCGCGGUGCCCGACGCUCGACGGCAUCAUGCUCGUGUCGGAGGUGCGGAGAGGGACCUGGUAG